Messenger RNA from Trichoderma virens Gv29-8, 3573 nucleotides. RefSeq lists its product as uncharacterized. The transcript is spliced from 3 exons. The coding region runs from base 1 to 3573 and encodes 1190 amino acids. NCBI's taxonomy places the organism in Eukaryota, Fungi, Ascomycota, Sordariomycetes, Hypocreales, Hypocreaceae. The record is from RefSeq and is a predicted model, not a curated record. Gene Ontology annotation, biological process: nucleoside metabolic process. Gene Ontology annotation, molecular function: catalytic activity; protein binding.
AUGGCCACACAGGACAAGGAGGACAUUGUAUUAGCGACUGAAACACCAGGUUCGCUGAAUAGGGACAAGGACGCUGCAGAUGCUGUGGCUCUACAGGAGAGACAACAAUCAGAUAACGAUGGUGCUCGAGUACCGAUAGCUGAAGCCCCUAAACAAAAGUUGGCUCAUGCAGACUACACCAUCGGCUGGAUCUGCGCACUGAGCACGGAGUAUGUUGCCGCGCAAGUUUUUCUUGAUGAAAGGCACGAGGGACCGGAAUAUGUGCCAUCCAAUGACAAUAAUGAUUACACAUUAGGCAAAGCUGGAAGCCACAAUGUUGUUAUCGCAGUCUUGCCUAACGGGGAGUACGGCAUAUCAAGUGCUACAGGCGUUGCAAAAGACAUGCUGCAUAGCUUUCCUAAUAUCAGGAUCGGCUUUAUGGUUGGCAUCGGAGGCGGCGCGCCGAGUCAAAAGCACGAUAUACGGCUCGGCGAUGUUGUGGUUAGUACUCCUCGCGAUGGCACCGGCGGUGUUUUCCAAUAUGAUUUCGGCAAGGCAAUUCAAGGCGGAAUUUUCCACACAAAGGGCUUUUUAAAUAAACCACCGAUACUUCUUCGAACUGCAGUCAAUGGGCUUAAGGCAGAUUAUGAGAUAAAUGGUCAUCGAAUCGAAGAAGCUAUCAGUGAUAUCUUGGAAAGAAAGCCAAGGCUACGGCGGAAGUAUGAGCGACCGCAACCAAUCACCGAUAAGCUGUAUAAGUCUACAAUCGCUCAUCCUCAAGACACUGAAGGGAGCUGCGUAAACUUCUGCGGAAGUGACAUGUCGAGGUUAAUACUGAGGCCAGAGCGGACUCAAGAUGAGGAUAACCCGAGUAUUCAUUAUGGUUUGAUUGCGUCAGCGAACCAGGUGAUGAAGGAUGCCCUUACCCGAGAUAAGCUAAUUAAAGAGAAAGACGUUCUGUGCUUUGAAAUGGAAGCAGCUGGGUUAAUGAACCAGUUCCCAUGUUUGGUCAUUCGAGGUAUUUGUGAUUAUGCAGAUUCUCACAAGAAUGAAGAAUGGCAAGGCUACGCGGCAAUGACGGCGGCAGCAUAUACCAGAGAUCUCUUACACAGGAUCCCUCUCCAACAGGUUAGGGCUGAGAAAAGGAUUAGCGACGUACUCUCAAGUGUUCAGAAGGGCGUUGAUAAGCUUCUCUAUUUUCAACAAAAUAAGGAUUAUCAGGAAAUCCUUGACUGGCUUACACCAAUUGACUACGCCCCCCAACAAAAGGACUAUAUCCAAAUCCGACAACCGGAGACUGGUCAAUGGUUCUUAGACUCCGGGGAGUAUCAGACAUGGAUUGAGUCUGACAAGCAAACGCUAUUUUGUCCAGGUGUCCCUGGAGCCAGGAAGACAAUCAUGACCGCGGUAGUCAUCGACAACCUAUAUGCAAGAUACAAGGAUGAUGCCAAAAUAGGUAUUGCGUAUCUGUAUUGCGAUUAUCGAAAACAAUACGAGCAGAAAGCAGAAGAUCUGCUGGCGAAUCUGUUAAAACAGUUGACUCAGGGACAAGCUGUGAUACCGGGCUGCAUACAAACUUUGUAUAGUAAUUACAAAAACAAACCAAAACGACCACCACUUCAUGAACUGUCAGAAGCAUUACGAUCGAUUAGUAUCCUUUACUCCAAGGUCUUCAUUAUCGUCGACGCACUGGAUGAGUGCCGAACUGCGGACGGCUGCCGCAAGUCUUUUUUAUCCGAGCUUUUUAAUCUUCAAGCAGAAACAAACACAAACAUCUUUGCGACGGCAAGAUUUAUCCAAGAAAUUGAAGAGGCAUUCAAACAAACUUCCUCUCUAAAUAUCACUGCUAAAGAUGAGGACGUGCAAAAAUAUGUGACCGCUAAUAUGUCACGGCUUCCCUCGUUUGUUCUGAGAAACCCCGAGGUACAAAGUGAGAUAAAAACUGCAAUGUCCAAGAGUGCUGACGGAAUGUUUCUCCUUGUGCGAUUACAUACUGAUUCCUUGGCCCAACUGCCGACAGUAGGGGAUGUCAAACAAGCGUUGCAAAACUUGCCCCGCUCUCUUGAUGAUACAUACAAGCAAGCGAUGGCAAGAAUCGAGAGUCAAAGCGAAGCCUUUCAAAAAUUGGCAAAAAAGAUUUUAUCUUGGCUUACCUGGGCAAAAACAGUGCUCUUCGUGGCCGAGCUCCAACACGCCGUUGCAGUUAAGCUAGGAACAGCAGAACUAGACGAGGAGUUCAUCCCCGACAAGGAAAUAAUGGGUUCCGUCUGCGCCGGUCUCGUCACUAUCGACAAUGAGAGUGGUGCCAUACGGUUGGCACAUUACACCACCCAACAAUACUUCAGGCGUGUGGGUGGCCGGUGGUUUCAAGAUGCAGAGGCCAAUAUCGCAAGGCUAUGUUUAACUUACAUCUCAUUUCGCGAAUUUGAAAGCGGUUACUGCAACACAGACGACGAGUUUCAGCAGCGCAUACAGCUAUAUCCGCUGUAUGAAUAUGCUGCGAACCACUGGGGAUUUCAUUCCCGUGCGGCCCCGGAAAUGCAGCCGCUGAUCUUAGAUUUUCUAGGCUGUGAAGCCAAGGUGUCUGCCUCUGGCCAGGCAAUCCGAAGCGGCAGAAUGGCAGCUAUUCACCUCGCAGCAAUUUUUGGACUUGAAAGCAUAGUUGCAUACUUUUUCGACAAUGGAUAUGACAUAGAUGCCAGGGAUGCCAACGGAAGGACACCACUCUGGUGGGCAUCCGAAAUGGGCCAAAGAAAUGUGGUCAAUUUAUUGAUCGACUAUGGCGCUGAAAUCAAUUCGACGGACUAUACCAAGCAUGAAACACCGCUCUUCAAAGCCCUCGAGUUGGGAAGAGAAGACAUCAUCAGACUGCUGCUGGAGAAUGGCGCAGAUGCCAACCUUAUUGCCAACGGUCUUACGGCACUCAGUUAUCCCAUUGAAGAGAAAGAUCAAGGCACAGUCAAGUUGCUGCUAGAGAAUGGCGCCAAUGUUAACCUUAUGGAUAACGGCGGUUACCCACCACUUGUUUAUGCUAUUAGGAAGAAAGAUAAUGGUAUAAUUCGGCUGCUGCUAGAGAAUGGCGCCGAUAUUAACCUUAUGAAUACUAAGGGUUACCCAGCACUUUUUUAUGCGAUUACUCAGAAAGAUCGAGGCAUCAUCAGGCUGCUGCUAGAGAAUGGCGCUGAUGUUAACGUUUUUGAUAACAAAGGCAGGCCGAUGCUUCUUCAUGCUAUUACACAGAAAGAUCAAGGUAUCGUUAGGCUGCUGCAAGAAAAUGGUGCCGAUGUUAAUAUUUCUUAUAAUGGUUUCCCGGCACUUGUUUGGGCUAUUAUUGGUGGAGACGAAGGCAUCGUCAGGGUGCUGCUAGAGAUUGGCGCAGAUGUUAACCUUAUUGAUGCUAGCGGUUACUCGGCACUUACACAUGCUAUUAUGUAUCAAGACGAAGGCAUCGCCAGGCUGCUGUUAGAAAAUGGCGCCGAUGUUAAUUGCCUUAUCCAGGGAGAUACACCGCUAUCAAUAGCAAUUAUGAUGCGAAAAGAAAGUAUGGGCAAUCUUUUGCUAGAAUAUGGCGGUAAAACUUGGAUAGGAUAUUAG